This is a messenger RNA of Ornithorhynchus anatinus (platypus), 4706 nucleotides long. Its product is annotated as KIAA0319 like. Bases 736 to 3075 code for a protein of 779 amino acids. Lineage: Eukaryota; Metazoa; Chordata; Mammalia; Monotremata; Ornithorhynchidae. Gene Ontology annotation, cellular component: plasma membrane; cytoplasmic vesicle. The transcript has 19 exons. The record is from RefSeq and is a predicted model, not a curated record.
AGUCGUAUGCUGGGCCGUCUGCUGCAGGACCCCCAUCUGUGAUGCCUUUUGUGGUCGGAAGGCCUGUGCUUCGCGGUGGACUGCCGCGGGUCCCAGAGCUGUCAAGCCGCCGGGAGGACCGCUUCCCUUCCCGCUCCGUCCUGGGGUUCGUCCGGAAGCCCGCAGGCCGCUCGCGACCCACCACUCCCCUGGGAAGAGGAAGCUCCAGGCCGGCACCUCCCGGAGCUGCGGAGGAGCCGGGCGGCCAGGAGAACCCGGAGAUCUUCCCGGGACGAACCGCAGGUGGCUGAGUACUGGAAGCUUCAGCCCAGGGACCUCCCCAGGGACCCUAGACCUGCAGGGGGCUCCAAAUCAGGCGAGCCAGAACCAGCCAGUGAGCUCCGGGUCCCCGACGCCAGAGCCGAGGACCCUCGGGCCCCAAGGGAGAACCCCGUCCCCAAACAGUGAAGUCUCGAGCGCCCCCAGACCCUUCGUCCGGGACCCGCUCUCGAAGAAUGACUCCCGGGAGCCCGGAAUUGGGCCACUCGCCUCUCCACAGAGGUCCACCAGACGCCCUCCACUGAGGAGUCCUCAGCCUCCGUCACUCUGUCCAGUCCCCUGGCCCUGAGCCUGGCCGCCACCAGGAAAGCAGAGACGCCCCUCCGACAGAACGCUACGUCAGGCCAGCCUCGAAUCCCCGAAGAGACGACCCCAAACCCCGGCACCCCCCGGGGAAAAGACGCCGGGAAAACCCAGAUGGUCACGCCGGUGCCCAGUGGAAUCGCCCGCAAUGAGAGCCUCCCCGCCACCCCCGCCUUGCCCACCUCCUCCCCAAGCACCACCGCAUCAACCCCAGGGAUGAAGGAGCUGGUCGUGUCCGCAGGGGAGAGUGUCCAGGUGACCCUGCCCAAGAACGAAGUUCAGCUAAACGCGUUUGUCCUCCCGGAACCAUCAAAGGGAGCAAGCUACUCCUACGACUGGAAGCUGAUUACUCAUCCCAAGGACUACAGUGGUGAGAUGGAAGGGAAACAUUCGCGCGUCCUCAAGCUGUCGAAGCUCACCCUAGGCCUGUAUGAAUUCAAAGUGAUAGUGGAUGGGGACCACGCUCACGGGGAAGGCUACGUGAACGUGACAGUCAACCCGGAGCCGCGGGUUAACCAGCCCCCCGUUGCGGUCGUGUCACCACAGUACCAGGAGAUUUCUCUACCCACCACCUCCACAGUCGUGGAUGGCAGCCAAAGCACUGAUGACGACAAGAUUGUCCAGUACCACUGGGAAGAACUCAAGGGCCCCUUGAGAGAAGAGAAAGUUUCUGCUGAUACGGCCAUAUUAAAACUCACCAACCUCGUCCCUGGAAAUUACACCUUCAGCCUGACGGUGGUGGACUCCGACGGGGCCAGCAACUCCACCACCGCGAGCCUGACGGUGAACAAGGCAGUAGACUAUCCCCCCGUGGCCAACGCGGGCCCCAACCAGGUGAUCACCCUGCCGCAGAACUCCAUCACCCUCUACGGGAACCAGAGCACGGACGAUCACGGCAUCGCCAGCUACGAAUGGUCCCUCAGCCCCAGCAGCAAAGGGAAAGUGGUCGAGAUGCAGGGCGUGAGGACCUCAACUCUGCAACUGUCUGCCAUGCAAGAGGGAGACUACACGUACCAGCUCACAGUGACCGACACAGCGGGCCACCAAGCCACCACGGAAGUGACGGUCAUCGUGCAGCCCGAGAACAACAAGCCUCCCCAGGCGGAUGCUGGCCCAGAUAAAGAGCUGACCCUUCCCGUGGACAGCACCACUCUGGAUGGCAGCAAGAGCACAGAUGACCAGAAGAUCGUGUCCUACCUCUGGGAGAAAACUCAGGGCCCCGACGGGGUGAGACUCGAGGACGCCAACCAGACGGUGGCCACUGUGACCGGGCUCCAAGUGGGGACCUACGAGUUCACCCUGACGGUCAAGGAUGAGCGGAACCUGCAGAGCCGCAGCUCCGUUAACGUCAUCGUCAAAGAAGAGAUAAACAAGCCUCCCGUGGCCAAGAUCGCCGGAAGUGUGGUGAUCACCCUUCCCACCGACACGGCUGAACUGGAUGGCUCCAAGUCCUCAGACGACAAGGGCAUCGUCAGCUACCUGUGGACCCGUGACGAGGGCAGCCCGGCGGCCGGGGAGGUGUUAAAGAAUUCAGACCAUCACCCCAUCCUGUUUCUUUCCGACCUGGUGGAGGGAACCUAUACGUUUCACCUGAAAGUGACGGACGCCAAGGGGGAGAGCGACACUGACCGGACCACCGUGGAGGUCAAGCCUGAUCCGCGGAAAAAUAACCUGGUGGAGAUGAUCCUGGACGUCAACGUCAGCCAGCUGAGUGAGCGUCAGAAGGGGAUGUUCAUCCGCCAGAUCGGGGUUCUCCUGGGGGUCCUGGAUUCUGACAUCACCGUGCAGAAGAUUCAGCCGUACACCGAGCAGAGCACCAAGAUGGUGUUCUUUGUGCAGAAUGACCCUCCCAGCCAGAUCCUCAAAGGCGUCGACGUGGCGGGCAUGCUCAAAAGCGAGCUGCGGAAACAGCAGACGGAUUUCCUCAUCUUCCGGGCCCUGGAAAUCAACACCGUCACCUGUCAGCUCAAUUGCUCCGACCACGGCCGCUGCGACUCUUUCACCAAACGCUGCAUCUGCGACCCGUUCUGGAUGCAGAACUUCAUCAGGGUGCACCUGCGGGACGGAGAGAGCAACUGCGAGUGGAGUGUGCUGUACGUCAUCAUUGCCUCCUUUGUCAUCGUGGUGGCCCUAGGGAUCUUCUCCUGGACCCUGGUCUGCUGCUGUAGGAGGGGUGGGGUCUCCAGGCGGAAAGGGAAGCCCAGAAGGAAAAGCAAAUACAAGAUCUUGGAUGCCACUGACCAGGAGAGUCUGGAGCUGAGACCCAAUUCCCGAGGAGGCAGCAAGCAGAAAGCCCCGAUCCUCAGCACCAGCCUGAUGCACUCUGAGUCGGAGCUCGACAGCGACGAGGCCAUCUUCACCUGGCCGGACCGGGAGAAGGGCAAGCUCCUGUGCAGUCAGAACGGCCAGGCCAAGGCGCCCAAGGCCAAGGCCCAGCGGGAAGAGGCCUUGUAGCCAGCCCUCCGGGGUCCCCGCUCGGUCUCGGGAGGACAACGCCGCUGACUCGGGGCGCAGAUGCCGUGUGUGUGCGGUUCCUGUUGCCCCCUUCCCCGUAUCCCCAGCCCAGAUUGGAACUGGUUGCACUUGAAGUCAGGCUUUGGUCCUACCCGGAGAGGGCCACCGCUGAGCCAACAGUCCUCAUCUCCGCCCCUCUCCCAACCCUGCUGCGCCGGGGGUCCUCGGCUCACUCCCCUCGGCGGCUCCGCGGCAAGGGGGGCCUGCGGGAACCUCGAGGACCCCAGGGGCAGCCGGGGAGGAGGCAGGAGUCGACCCGCUGCCCUUCACUCCUGCCCGUGCCCCAGCCCUACCGCCUUUGCCCACAUCCUUCACGUUGGACUGAUUACUUUUCUCUCUGUGGGCCCUUCUCAGCCAGGGGGCGGGCGCUACCACCGGCAGGCGGGAGCUCAGCCAGGCCUCACCCUUCUCUCCGGCCACAGUGGAGCAGCAGCUGGGGAUGGAGCGCUGUCCCCGACCUCGUCCCGCCCGUGAUCGAACGGGCGCUGUUGACUGUCUUUGGCUUAAAUUAUUUGUCUUUUCACUGGAAUGGGGCUGCGAGAGCUGGGGGCGAACACCGGCCCGCACCCGGCAGGGCCUCCUCUGCCAGCUCUGCUGCCGCGGGCCCCUCUCACUGCCCCCCCCCACAGUCCUAGUACUGCAGCUACUGUCGGCACUUUAGCCUCGCUUCGGUGCCGGGUACCUCGGCCCCGCCCGGUUCUCCCCAAAGAGCCAGGCUGACCCACACGGUCCAUCCAUUUCAGGCCAGGCACGCUGCCCGAUCCCCGGUGGCCAGAGAGCCCGCUGCCAGCCUGGCCGGCGGGGCCCCUCUCCUUAGGUACCCGUUUCCGCUUCACCGGAGCAUUGGAUCGGGAGUCCUGCCUCCCCCAAGGCCGACCGGCCAAUUUCAGGUUUCUGGGCCACCUGAAACUGGGGCAGACUGGAUCCCUCCCUCCCUCCCUCCCUACCUCCUUUCGCCUCCAGGAAGACAGCCAGCGUCCCUCCGGAUCCAGGGUGGCCCGGCCUGGAACGGGAACACUUGGGGCGGUCGGCGGGAAUGUAGUAGGCUGGGGGGAGGUGAGGCGGGCGGGCCGUGUGUGUGUGUGUGUGUGUGUGUGUGUGUGUGUGUGUGUGUAAGCUUUCUCCAUUGAUGUUUCCUAGUAUUGCUGUGCACACAUGGAGUGAGUGAGUGUGUGUGUGUGUGUGUGUGUGAGCAUGCGUGCAUGCGUGCUCACGCAUACAUCUGUCCCCCAGUUGAACCUCAGUUCUUGUUCGAUGACAGUCCCCCCUCAUAGGGCCAUCUCCUUCACCUGGAAAACCUUUCAUCUCUCCCAGGGGCUGCAGGUUCCUGGGCAACUUCAUGUUUGCUAAUUAAGACCCGACAUUAGCUCCAUGCCCUCAUUGUGGGGUGGGAAGCAGGCGGGGAAAUUGUUUCUUUAUAGAGACGGAAAGAUAAGGGCAUCUUUUUUCUUUUUUUUUUUUUAGAAUUUUUAAAAAAUUUAUACUGCUGCACUACAGACCUGUUGUGAGAUGAUUAAAUAUUCUAUUUAAUUUUACCCGGACGGAGUUAUGUCUGCUGCCGGCUUAUUGAA